This is a messenger RNA of Schistosoma curassoni, 1451 nucleotides long. Lineage: Eukaryota; Metazoa; Platyhelminthes; Trematoda; Strigeidida; Schistosomatidae. The record is from the annotation of a GenBank genome assembly.
UUUUUCUUGGCGCUAUCCAACUGAUUCACUGUUGGUGUAAAAGUUCAAAUGUUUCAGGCAAGCUCAAUCAUCGUAUCAAGAUACUAGCUGCAGUUCACAUUGUGAGUUAUUUUCGUCCAAAGAACCAUUACAGAUGAGUCUUCCAUAGUUUACCACUGCAAUAAAAAACUUUAAUCAUUUUUCCAAGAACCAAAAACAAGAAUGUAUCAGUCACAUCUAAUCGUCUUCAUAUUUCUAUUUCAAUCAACGAUGCGGUAUUGUGACUAUUUUCAUAUUUGCUGUAUAAUUUACUGAAAUGACCUCCGAGGCUUAUCAUCAGAUUUUCGUAAAAAAUAUCUAGAAUGUAAGUGAAUCGUUAUAUCGGUUAGUUGGGUUUGAAAAACUUUUUUUUUGAAGCCAUACUCAAAGAUGCAGUAACAAACGUCAACAUACCGUAAUGAAUAGUCAGUUCGUCAAAUAACCUCUGUCAGUGCAAAUAAGUCGGUACUGGAUAACAGCUGAUUUCAAACAUGAAGUACUAAAAUAGAUCUUGGGCACUGAGGAACGUCCAAUUGGUUUAUAUUAAAUUAAGAGUGCAAAUUAUAUUCGAAUUAAGAAACUCCCUUUCUAAGUGUAUUUAAUUUUAUUUGUCCAACUAACUGAUUAAAAGUCGUUUCACACACAAUUAACAGAAUUGAGAAAAUUGAGGAAAAAUUGUCACUUGAAUCAAAUAAGCAGACAGAAACUGAGCUUACUUUAAGGAAAUUAAUUGAUCAGGUUGAACUUAUGAAACUUGCUGCUUCCAAUUCGAUGCAAACUACAAAACCAAUAUCUGUGAAAAGACAAGGACAUCGGAAAACUUCAUUAACUACGUCCGGAGUCCCGUAUUUACAGAAUGCGGAUCAAAUAUUGAACCCAGGUGCCUUUACAUGCUCUGAUGAAUCGUCGUCUGGUAAUCUACCUAAUCUGUCGAAAAGUGAGAAAACACCCAAUGUAGUCUAUACUUAUAUUGAUAAUUACCUUAAAGCCUGUGUGUCAAGUGUUGAGAAGAAAUUGUUUGGCAAAUUAGACAUCUGCUUUAAUAAAAUCCAAUCACUUGAAGCACAUGCAAAUCAAAAUAAAACUGAAGAUGAUAAUAGACUGUCACAGCUCUUACUCUUAUUAGACGAAGAUUUAAUUCAUUUACAAACAAAACUAGAAAAUGAACCAAUAAAGUAUGGUGAAACAUCCAUUGUGAAGAAUGCGCAAGAACCUUUGGACUUCAGAACACUAGCUGAAUCUAUUCUGGUAGUGAAAAUCAGUCUGGAAUUGAAAAUUAACAAAUUGGAAAAACAGCUUAAUGUGGAACGUGAAAAGAUUCACACCGAAGUUGUUAAACUAAAAGAAAUUUGUGAUCGCUUCAAAACAAGAGGAAAUAUAUAAACUUAAAAGUUUGAUCAUUCAUUUGUCUGUGUUGUACCAAUUAAUAAAAG